Conger conger (European conger) is the source of this 5950-nucleotide messenger RNA. It is a transcript of the gene egfl6, whose product is annotated as EGF-like-domain, multiple 6. NCBI's taxonomy places the organism in Eukaryota, Metazoa, Chordata, Actinopteri, Anguilliformes, Congridae. Gene Ontology annotation, molecular function: calcium ion binding. The coding region runs from base 3591 to 5240 and encodes 549 amino acids. Gene Ontology annotation, cellular component: membrane. The transcript has 13 exons. The record is from RefSeq and is a predicted model, not a curated record.
UUGUGCACAGUAAGGGCUAUCUUUGUGCCAACCUGGCUCAGGCAGGAAGGGCGACAUGGCUCAGGCAGUAAGCGCAGUUGUCUGGCAGUCGGAGGGUUGUCGGUUCGAUCCCCCGCCCAGGCUGUGUUGAAAUGUCCCUGAGCAAGACACCUAAUCCCCAAAUGCUCCUGAUGAGCUGGUUGGCACCUUGCAUGGCAGCCAAUUGCCGUCAGUGUGUGAGUGUGUGUAUGAAUGGGUGAAUGAGAAGCAUCAAUUGUACAGUGCUUUGGAUAAAGGCGCUAUAAAUGUCAACCAUUUACCAACUUUCCAAAACAUUUGCUGGUAUGGAGGUACCAUUUUAUAUAAUGUUUUAGACUUGGUGACCCCUUGUGCUUGGUGACAACCAAUCUCUGCAGUUCUUAAACUGCAAUCCUUGGGUUACUCAUGGCCUCCCUCACCAUCUUCCUCCCCGUCCGUGGGGAUAAUAUGCACUUGCAUCCUCUCCCUGGCUAGUUUGCAACCAUUCCAUAUGUUUUAUGCUUUUUUAUUAUUGCCCUUACAGUGGGAUGUUUAAUCGUUUAUGUAUUUUUUUGUACCCAGUACCUGACCUAUGAAAUCUUCAGCCAAACAUACUAGAAAGUGAGUUGUGAAGUAUUCUGGAAUGCUAAAAGGAUUUUUUGGCAGAUAUCCUUUUCAGCCACAUUUUCACAAUUCAUAUUUUACACAUAGGCCUAAUUGUAAUUUACAGAUAUUUAUUGAAGCAGUUUAAAGUUUAAGUGCUCUGUUCAAGCACAAGCAUACAGCAUUGUGAAUCGUAGUCCCUGGGAUUAGAACCGGCAACAUCCCUUGUUAACAUGUUUUAUUUAAUUUGCCUCUUUUAAUGUAUAUGCAUAAACUAUAUUCACCAUACUUCUGUUUCUUCCAGUGCUGUAGCUCUAAGUACAAAAUGGCUGAGUCAUUUAUUGAAAGGAAAUCCUCCACAGAAUGUGGGGAAAUUGUAACUAAUCUAAGCUUGUGGCUUUGUUUGUCACGACAAUGACAAAGGGCCAUUAGCAUUGAGGUAAUUGAAACGGGUGAGAUAUUGAGGUUCAAAAUGUCCAUUGACUGGAAGUGCUAACUAACAUAUAGUGAGUGUCGUAUGUUUAUGUUUUACUACACAAACGGUAAAAACAACCCUUAAUAUUAAUGUCACAUUACUUAGGUUUUCAGUUUGUUCUCAAUUACGUCGUACUGCAGCUUGGAAAUAGGUAUCCUCAGUGAAACAGCAAAAUAUACAUAUACGUGAUUCUCGAGUCUCCCUGUCCUACGUUAAAAAGGGACAUUAAAGGGAGAGCUUUUUGACGCAAAUCGCGCCAUCCGGCUGAAAAGGGUAAAUAACUCAUUAACAGGCAGCGUUUGGACCUUGAGAUUCAUCAUCAAUUUUUGUUUUCUCAUUUUGGACGACAGUCAUUGAGCAAGGUAUUACAGCAAAAUGUCUAAUGGACAAAGUAAGUAUAACUGGAUUUUAGUUAUUUAAUUGUUAUUCAGUUGGAAAUAGUGUCAGGGGCCGCAUCGUGUAACUCUAAAAAGGGUACUGUGACAUCAUGAUUUGGGUGUGGCCAGCGUGGACAGCAGAAAGCAGUUUUUUUAUGCCAAAUUUAUGCCUGAUGUAAUUUUAUGGCAUGGACGAAAAUGUUUCAAUGUUUCAUACAAGUCGGCAUACAAACAUGUUUACUAAAGAAAUGUGAUCCAGAGUGUAAUUACCAUCCACCUGUAGCCACUGUUAGCAAGCAACCAUGUGAUGCAAAGCCUGCAGAGCUAGGCUCAAGAAGCAGCAUCUGGUCAUAUGAUGCCUUAAUGGAAGGGGCUCUUUAAACCACCAACCUUACGUGUUCUAGCCAUUGCUCAUUCUGCAUGCUGCUCUGUAGCCACGCUGUUGCUGCCAGCUGGCUGUGCUAUUGCUGCAUUGCCCCGCUCUGGAAAUCAUGCAGAGCUGCCCUGCUGCCUGGCUUAUUCCGCAUGCUGCUGCAUUGCUAAUUUUUGCAUGCUGUCACUCGUAUUCUGCUAGCUGUGCUGCUGCAUUUGCUUGAAUUAUUCGGCUUUUUCCUGAAGUCAUGCCUUUCAGAAGGUUUUUGUGCUCCCACCACCACCAUCCAUGUGUGGGCUCUGCUUCUCCCCAUGGGCUGGGGGAGUUAUUUCAACCGGCUUACACAACAGGUAGUGAUGAGAGGCAGAGCCUUCAUGCCAAAGUUUGCAUUUACAUUAAACAUCAAUAAAUAUUGCCUUAUUCAUCCCAUGUGGUCUGACUGAGAUAUAAUAUUCUUGCACUGGAUGCACAGGGAAAGAAUUGGUAUAAACCUUAUGACUUUUGGUAACAUAGCUAAAAAUCCUCUGUAUCUUUAAACAAGGACUAAUUCCAGGGGAUCUUAGUGCAGGGAGUAUUACUAGAGUAUUACUGUACCCUCUUGUAUCAGAUGCAAUGCUAAUUUUUAAAACCUUGUAGGCUCAUUAAGCCUUUUAAUAGCAAUAAUGAUUUUCCCUUGAACUUGAGAAUGUGCGAGAGCUCCACUUUAUGGGCACAAUUUCUGUGAAGCACAUCAAAGCCACACUGCAGCUGGCAAAAACAGGCCCGUGCAUGACUGAGCUCCUCAAUUAGCUGCGGAAAUUAAACUAAUUACCGCAGAGAACAAUGUUAAACACCUAGUGUGCUCUUCAGUACGCCUUACAAAAGUAGAGCAAAACAUACACUACAUCUCAUGGUACCACCACUUAUGUCACCAUUAAAGACCUACUACUGUGUACCUCAAAGACCUUUUGAUGCUGUCAACAAGCGCAAUGACAAUACACAGCACUACAAAAUUACUGCCAAGAGGCAACAUCAAAGACAAACAUUUGAAGCAAACCAAAACACAGCACUAUCAUGACUAAAUUUCUCAUUGAAACAUCUCUGGUGUGGAAUUCCAAUCAGUGACAAAAUAUCUUACCUCAUGAGCUACAAAAUGAUUAUAUAAAAGUAAUAAAAUAUCUGAAGCUAACAGCACGUUAAAAAAAAACUAUCAUAGCACAUUGAUCAAAAUAGGUAUUGGAAAUACAUGUAUAUAUGCUAAGAUGCAAAGUGGAAGAGCAGCUACAGUAAGGUGAUUCCUAGAGUUUUAUAAAAACUGAGCUGUGGAGAGCGGGGCGUCCUCUAUGAAUCUUGAGUUCCCAUACUAGGUUUCAGAUAGCAGACUCCAGGAGCACCCCCUCCCCCCAACAUUUAGCCUCUCUAUUCCACUCCCUCCCCCCAUGUCACUCAUUGUAAUGACAGUCCACCUCUGGAAUUUCACAAGAGAGGAGACGCUCCAUCUGUGAUCCAGCUUAUAGCUGAGAGAGAGAGGGGGGUGGAGAGAGAGAGAGAGAGAGAGAGAGAGAAGGGGGGGUGAGAAAGCAAGAGAGAGAGAGAGAGAAACAAACAAAGAAAGAAGUGUGGGCAAAGAAGUGUACUUUGAUCUGAGCACUGGUAAGAACUGCUCUGCAGGCUGUGUGGGCUGUGAGAUUGAGGGAGACGCAAAUAAACAGAUUUCUGUCAUUUUUUUUAUCAGUAGACUAGUGGAGAACCCCUGUGGAGUAGUGGGACUUUGUAAAGAAGAGCCAUGCUGCCAAUCAGCUGGAUCAGUGCACUCUCUGUCCUGCUGUGCAUGUCUUUUGAUAGUGCAGACCUCUACAGACACUACAGACACGUGUCUGCUGGAAACCAGGCAGGUUUGUGUCGCUAUGGCAAGACACUUGAGUGUUGCUAUGGCUGGAAGAAGAACAGCAAAGGACACUGUGAGGCUCAGUGUGAACAAGGCUGCAAGCAUGGAGAGUGUGUGGGGCACAACAAAUGCAAAUGCUUCCCAGGAUACACUGGAAAAGCAUGCAAUCAAGAUCUGAAUGAGUGCGGACUGAAGCCACGUCCAUGUCAACACCGCUGCAUGAACACACACGGCAGCUACAAAUGCUACUGCCUUAAUGGAUACGCCCUGACACCAGAUGGAUCCUGCACCAAUUCCAGGACGUGUGCCCAAGCGCACUGUCAGUAUGGAUGUGAGGAGGUCCAGGGGGAGAUCCGUUGCAUCUGCCCCUCUGCGGGGCUUCAGCUGGGGCCGGACGGGCGCACCUGCAUAGAUCUUGAUGAAUGCGCAUCUGGAAAGAAUCUUUGCCCCUACAACAGAAGAUGUGUCAACACCUUUGGGAGCUACUUCUGCAAAUGUCGGGCUGGAUAUGAUCUUAAGUAUGUUAAUGGAAGAUAUGACUGUGAAGUUGUUGUACUUGCAGACGUUAAUGAAUGCGUGACGGGGAUCCACAAGUGCAGUCACAACGCGGACUGCCUCAACACACACGGAUCCUACAAGUGCAAAUGCAGGCCUGGAUUCAGAGGAAGCGGAUUCGAGUGCUCCGUCAAGCCAUUUUAUCAAAGCUCACAGGAUGGAGACAAAGGAGGCACGGAUGAGAUCCGCAAUGCCAUUCCCAACCCCGCUCUGAAGUCUCCUCGAAUUCUGGGAGGCAGUAAACAGGACAGAGAGCUGAUCAAGAAUCUGAUCCUCGAGCCAGUGGCCACGCCAUCAACGAGGAUGCAGCCAUUUGACUAUGAAGGAGAGGUGUAUGUUGGGGACCCUUUAGUUGAGGAGAAUCAAGAAGGCUUGUCUGAGGAAGAGGAGGAGGAAGAUGACAGUCAGGAGAACCAGAUUGCCAAGGAGAAGCAGAAUCGAAGAGGAGAUGUUUUUGUCAUCCGAGAAGAGUUCCAGUCAGUGCUUGGUCCAGGGACAGAGGUAAAGGAGAUUCCUGUCCAAGAUGAGUUUAUCAUGGACUGCAGCUUUGACCAGGGAGUUUGUGAAUGGGUGCAGGACAGGGAAGACGACUUUGACUGGAGUGCAGCCUACCACAAUAACGGCAAAGAGUACUACGUGGCUGUGAGCGGUCUUCGGGGAAAGAGGAAGGACCUGGCCAGGCUCAACCUGCUCCUCAGUGACCGCACCCAGAAGGGAGGCUUCUGUCUCACCUUCAACUACCGUCUGGAGGGGCGGCAAGUAGGCCUGCUGCGGGUCCUGCUGGAUAACACCGGCUACCCGGUGUGGGAGCAGAGCCGCAGCCAAAACCAGGACUGGCAGACAGAGCUUCUCACUGUGGCCUGGGAACAAGAGCCGCCCAAACUGAUCAUUUUUGAGGCUGAACGAGGUAAGGGACCUGGUGGAGAAAUUGGGCUGGACAAUGUUGUCCUAACCUCCGGGCCCUGUCAAGAUGACAAAUCUGUCAUCUUUUAGGCAGCUGCAAACUUCAUUGGAAUACAAAAUGGAGGUCUUAUACUUCUGAUACACAUGUUCAGCUGCCCAUCGCCUCUAGCUUCACAGAAAGAUUUGACAGUCUGAGGGAAGGAAAAUGUUUACAGACUUCAUUAGCUAACUUACAAAAUCCACAAUGUACUGUAUCUGAACUGUUGUCAUUUUGGUAAUGCCUAGCAUUAGUCAAAAUGAAAAUAUUAUAAGCUAGAUCUGUACUUUUCACUCAGUGUUAAGUGCCAUUUAGUCAUUUUUACAGGAUGCUUAAUUGUAUCUGCAUUUUUAGAGAUUUACAACUGUACUUUGGCAAGUUUUAAUUAUGACGAGGAGCCUUAAAUUCAAAGAGCCUUAAACAAAUAAAGGCAUCUAAGGUUUUCAUUUACUCUUUUCUAUCGGUAGUGUGGUACACACACAGUAAAAUAUUUAGUGUUAGAUCAAGUCUUAGGGCUGUUAGAGUUAAAUUAACACUGAACAUUUUGCAGUGUAAAAUCUAAAAUACGACAUUAUAAAUGUGUACCACAGUGACUGGCUAUAGAACACUUGCAAAAGAUAUAUAACUUAUCAGUUUCAGUUGCAUCCUGAAGUUUUCCUUUGACAGUAUUACUCAUUGUCAAUAUUGAUAUAGUAACAUUGUAACUAUGUAUACAUGUUGUAAUUUAUGCUUUCAUAUUGUAUUAAAAUAAGGUUUGUUUUAA